UGACGUCAGCGAGCGGGGGGAGGCGGGACCGCGAUGGCGCUGCGAUGGAGGGUGGCUCAGCGGCUGCUGCACCGAGUGAUCGCUGGCGGUUGGUCGGCGCCGGGACGGGCGCCGCAUCGCCCUGCUGAAGGCGGGCGAGGGUUCGAGUUCGCAGCUGGAUUAUGUUUCCAGAACAGACUACACAGGGGUCUUCUGCAUACAUCAGUACAAUUAAGAAUGGUUAGUGGGGAACACUCCCACAACACCCAGACAGACAGUGAGCAUCAAGACUUCCACUCCAGCGGUUAUUCAGAUCAGAGUGCAGAGAAGGGAGAGGGCUUCGAGUCUGAGCAUCAGCUGCGGCAACUGCUCUUUUCAGCGGCACUGGAAUUUGUCCCUAACUAUGGCUGGUCACUGGAGGCCAUUGCAGAAGGAGCCAAGGUGUUGGAGCUGUCGCCAGCAGUGAUUGGGAUGUUUAGACAUGGUCCAGGCGAUUUAGUGCUGCACUUCGUCACCCAGUGCAACAAGCAGCUCUCACAAGUACUCGCCGAGCAGCACGAGCUGGUUGAGCUGGGGCAGGAGGAGUUGAAGAAGACGGAUGUAUUCAUCAAGGAUGCCGUGGAGGCCCGUCUACGUAUGGUAAUCCCUUAUAUCGACAGCUGGCCACAGGCAAUGAGUCUUCUGCUGAUGCCGGAGAACGUGGCUGACAGUCUGAGGAUACUGACGGAGAUGGUGGAUGAGAUCUGGUUCUAUGCAGGAGAUAAGUCGACCGAUUCCAACUGGUACACGAAGAGAGCAGUCCUGGCUGGAAUCUACAACAGCACGGAGCUGGUACUGGUACAGGACUCGUCCCCGGACUACGAGAACACAUGGACCUUCUUGCAGCACCGUGUCAAUGACGCGGUCAGCGUAGCUCAUUCCGCCAAGCAGGCCCAGUUGACAGGGAAGGCUGUUUUGCAAGGACUGAUGGGAGCUGCGGUUACUGUGAAGAACCUGACUGGGAUUGCCCAGAGUCGGUGAGCUCUGCCUGUGGAUCUCCAGACAGGCAGAAUCUGAGAGUGUGUGUACGUGUGUCGCUUCCAUUCUACUGUUCAUAGCAUCCAGAUAUAAAUAAUGCAGUGAAAAUAAAGUAAUUAAUAGCAAA
Mobula hypostoma (lesser devil ray) is the source of this 1123-nucleotide messenger RNA. It is a transcript of the gene coq9, whose product is annotated as coenzyme Q9 homolog (S. cerevisiae). Gene Ontology annotation, biological process: ubiquinone biosynthetic process. The coding region runs from base 34 to 999 and encodes 321 amino acids. NCBI's taxonomy places the organism in Eukaryota, Metazoa, Chordata, Chondrichthyes, Myliobatiformes, Myliobatidae. The record is from RefSeq and is a predicted model, not a curated record. The transcript has 9 exons. Gene Ontology annotation, cellular component: mitochondrial inner membrane. Gene Ontology annotation, molecular function: lipid binding.